GCCUUCGCGGGGUACCCGCAGCAGCAGCCAGCAGCAGCGCAGCACCCCUGGCGGCCGCUGCUGCAGCAGGGACUGCAGCAGGGGCUGCAGCAGGGGCUGCAGCAAGGGCUGCAGCAGGGGCUGCAGCAGGGACUGCAGCAGGGGGCCCUGGGCCUCGCUCCGGGGGCCCCCGGGGGCCCCCGCCAAGGGGGGCCCCCUAAGCUUUGUGCUUUUGCUGCAGCACCAGAUUUGAAAGAAGCAGCAAGAGCAGCAGGCAGCCGCCCCACACCCUCGCCGGGGGCCUUCUUAAGAGCUGCUGCUGCUGCUGCUCUCGAGCUGCCCCUCAAGGCAGACGGCCCGGAGUGGGAGCCUGUGGGGGAGCACUGCUACCGAGACAUUCUCAGCCAAGGGCCUCCUGCUCCUUACUGCGGCCUUCCCGCAGUAGAUGCUGCAGCAUCCUUUGCGCAGCCCUUCCCCU
Messenger RNA from Eimeria tenella, 457 nucleotides. RefSeq lists its product as uncharacterized. The transcript has 3 exons. NCBI's taxonomy places the organism in Eukaryota, Apicomplexa, Conoidasida, Eucoccidiorida, Eimeriidae. The record is from RefSeq and is a predicted model, not a curated record. The annotation marks the transcript as partial.